Molecule: messenger RNA, 402 nt
Organism: Meloidogyne enterolobii
Lineage: Eukaryota; Metazoa; Nematoda; Chromadorea; Rhabditida; Meloidogynidae
Source: the annotation of a GenBank genome assembly
AUGUCACUUUCUCUCUUAAAAAUAUUUUUUUCUGUUUCAAAAAUUCAAAAUAGAAGGGCUUGUUCACUUCUCUUUAAUUCAAAAAAUUUACUUUUCAAUAGAAACAUUUCUUUAAAAAAUGUGAGAAAUAUAAAAACAAAAAAAGAAUUUGAUGACAAUUUAUUUGAGGAAUUAUAUGGAUUUAAAUUCAAGAAACAAUUAAAUCGUGAAGAAAUUAAACAAAAAAUAUUAGAAAUAAUUAAAAGACAACCUUCAAUAAAUCAAGAAUUAAUUAAAGAAAAGGGUCUUAAUGCAUGGUUUACAUCUCUGGGAAUUAAUAAUUCAAAAAGGAAGGUUAGAUAUUUUGGUAAUUUAUUAAUAUCCCCCAUCCCUUUCAUUCUUUCCGUCACACGUUAUAAGUAA